AUGAAGAGGAGCCUCUGGGUGAUGCAGGUCCUCCACUGGGCGGUGAUGCUGGCUUUGGUUCAGUGCGGCGCGCUUGGUGCGCGGAGGUUCCGCGGAGGUCGAAACCCGCAGCCGCGGCGAGCGCUGCCCUCCGCUCAUUACCGGGACCGCGGAGAGACCACCGAGAGCUUCUCACUGGAUUUCACAGCCGUGGAGGAAAACAUGGACAACUUCAUGACUCAGGUGAAGAACCUGGCGCAGUCCCUCUACCCCUGCUCGGCCCAGAAGCUCGACUACGACAUGAAGUUACACUUUCUGGAGAAUACAUCGGUCACCUGUAACGACGGGACUCCUGCGGGGUACUACCUGAAGGAGUCAAAAGGAAGCAAAAGAUGGUUAAUAUUUCUUGAGGGCGGCUGGUACUGCUUCAACAAAGAGAACUGCGACAGCAGAUACGAGACUAUGAGGAGACUCAUGAGCUCCUCCAAAUGGCCACAAACCAAGACAGGCACAGGAAUGCUGUCUUCACUCCCAGAGGAAAACCCACACUGGUGGAACGCCAACAUGGUCUUCAUCCCAUAUUGUUCAAGCGACGUGUGGAGUGGAGCCUCACCAAAAACAGAUCAAAAUGACUACGCUUUCAUGGGUUCACUGAUCAUAAAGGAGGUCGUGAAGGAUCUGCUCUCCAAAGGUCUGGAUAAUGCCAAGAUCCUGCUGUUAGCUGGAAGCAGUGCGGGCGGCACCGGGGUCUUGCUGAAUGUGGACUCGGUGUCAGAGCUUUUGGAAGAACUGGGCCACACCAACAUCCAGGUCAGGGGUCUGUCCGACUCAGGCUGGUUUCUGGACAACAAGCAGUACAGAUGCACUGACUGUGUGGACACCAUCAACUGCGCCCCUACUGAGGUCAUCAAGAGAGGAAUCAAAUAUUGGGGUGGUGUGGUUCCUGAGCGAUGCAGGCAGGCUUAUGAAGGAAAAGAGUGGAACUGCUUCUUUGGAUAUAAAGUUUAUCCUACCAUCAAGCGGCCUGUGUUUAUCGUGCAGUGGCUGUUCGAUGAGGCUCAGCUCACGGUGGACAACAUCCAUCUGACGGGACAGCCUGUGCAGGAGGGACAGUGGCGCUACAUUCAGAAUUUGGGGACUGAGCUGAGGAACACUCUGAAGGACGUCCCUGCAAUGUUUGCUCCAGCUUGUCUCUCACACGAAUUCAUCACAAGAAACUACUGGACCGAUGUUCAAGUCAAAGGCACAUCUCUACCGCGAGCGCUGCACUGCUGGGACCGCAGUCUACAAGACACCAGCAGAAAUAACAAAUCGCCCCCCAAAGGCUGUCCCGUGCACUUGAUCGACAGCUGCCCGUGGCCUCACUGCAACCCCACAUGCCCAACCAUCCGGGAUCAGUCUACAGGGCAGGAGAUGAACGUCAUCCAGUUCCUCAUGCACAUGGGCUUCGAUGUCCAGAAGAUGGCCCACCAGCAGGGAAUGGACCCGAGUAAACUCCUGGGCAUGCUCAGCAGUGGCAGCUAA
Messenger RNA from Danio rerio (zebrafish), 1503 nucleotides. It is a transcript of the gene notum1a, whose product is annotated as notum, palmitoleoyl-protein carboxylesterase a. Gene Ontology annotation, cellular component: extracellular region. Lineage: Eukaryota; Metazoa; Chordata; Actinopteri; Cypriniformes; Danionidae. Gene Ontology annotation, molecular function: palmitoleyl hydrolase activity; hydrolase activity. Gene Ontology annotation, biological process: negative regulation of Wnt signaling pathway. The record is from RefSeq and is marked provisional.